Molecule: messenger RNA, 776 nt
Organism: Castor canadensis (American beaver)
Lineage: Eukaryota; Metazoa; Chordata; Mammalia; Rodentia; Castoridae
Product: phospholipid phosphatase 2-like
Biological process (GO): phospholipid metabolic process; signal transduction; phospholipid dephosphorylation
Cellular component (GO): plasma membrane
Molecular function (GO): phosphatidate phosphatase activity
Source: RefSeq, a predicted model, not a curated record
ACAUGGAGCAGAGGUGGGUCUUCGUGCUGCUGGACGUGCUGUGCGUGUUGGUCGCCUCUCUGCCCUUCGCCAUCCUGACUCUGGUGAACACCCCAUACAAGCGAGGAUUCUACUGUGGAGAUGACUCCAUCCGGUACCCCUACCGUCCAGACACUAUCACCCACGGGCUCAUGGCUGGGGUGACUAUCACAGGCACUGUCCUCCUUGUGUCAGCAGGUGAAGCCUACCUGGUCUACACAGACCGCCUCUACUCCCGCUCUGACUUCAACAACUAUGUGGCUGCUGUCUACAAGGUGCUGGGGACCUUCAUCUUCGGGGCAGCUGUGAGCCAGUCAUUGACGGACCUGGCUAAGUACAUGAUUGGCCAUCUGCGUCCAAACUUCCUGGCUGUCUGUGACCCGGACUGGAGUCGGGUCAAUUGCUCUGUCUAUGUGCAGCUGGACAAAGUGUGUAGAGGGAGUACGGCCAAUGUCACUGAGGCCAGGCUGUUGUUCUAUUCAGGACACUCCUCCUUCGGGAUGUACUGCAUGAUGUUCUUGGUGGUGAGUUUUUCUGCUGACUUGCUUGCUGUGGAGCCCCAGCCAGGUCACGCCCCUUCCCUGAGUCUCAAUCUCCCUGGCUGUGCAGUCCGCUAUGUCUCAGACUUCUUCAAAUCCCGGCCUCCCCAGCCCUGCCAGGGUGAUAAGGAGCUGGAGCGCAAGCCCAGCCUGUCAUUGACACUGACACUUGGUGAGGCCGAGGCAAACCACUACGGGUAUCCAGCCUCCUCCUCUUGA